AAAAUUAAAUAUCUCGAUUAUAUUUAAACAUGUACAUGUAUACGUUAAUUAAGUGAUCUAUAAUACGGACAAUACAGGCUGUUAUCACCAUGAACUGUCACAGUUUAUUACCAAAAUGACUGCCGAGCAUACCCUUGGUAAACAUUUCAGAUUGAAUGAUGGGAAUGUUAUUCCUCUGGUAGGACUUGGCACCUCUAGGAUUUUACCAAAUGAAACGAUUUCUGUGAUCACUACUGCUAUUGAUAUUGGUUACCGUCACUUUGAUACGUCAGAGUUCUACAAAAAUACAACACAGUUAGGCGACGGUCUACGACAAGUUUUACUUUCAGGAAAGGUCAACAGAGAUGACCUUUUCAUCACAGCGAAGCUAGCUCCAUGUUAUGAGGCCUUUGGCGACAUAGAAACUUCACUGAAAGAGUUUCUAUCACUAUUGCAGCUAAAAUAUGUUGACCUGUGUCUUCUGCACUUUCCAAUACAGUUUAAGAAAGGGGCUACAAAGUGUAACGACCACACACAGCUUGGAGAAUAUAUAAAUGGAAAGUGUGACCAUGUACAGCUGUGGAAAGAAAUGGAAGACAUCGUUGUCAAGGGGUUAUCAAUGUCUAUUGGAGUCUCUAAUUUUAAUCAACAUCAAAUACAAAACAUCAUGCAGACAUGUAAAAUAUCUCCAGCUGUUCUACAGACAGAAUGUCAUGCGUAUCUACAAGUAAAAGAUCUUGUAAAGUUUUGCCAAGAUGAAGGAAUAUUUAUAACUGCAUUUGCGCCAUUUGGAUCGCCUGGACUAUCGACGUAUAAACCUUGCUACAAAGAAUGUGAUAUUCUCAAAGACGAAGUGGUAUUAGAUCUUGUUAGAAAGUAUGAUCGGACACCUGCACAGAUUCUUUUACGGCACCUUAUUCAGCGUGGUAUUGGAGUGAUUCCAAAGAGUUCUAAUGCUGUUAGAUUGACAGAGAAUAUAAAUAAAACAGUAAAACAACGUGACGCUACGAUUCAUUGGGGUGAAUAUUUAAAUGGAAGAUGUGAUCAUGAGCAACUAUGGAAAGAAAUGGAAGAUGCAGUUAAAAUUGGUCUAACACAAUCUAUAGGCUUGUCUAACUUUAAUCAACAACAAAUAGAGAAUGUAUUACAGAAAUGUAAAAUACCUCCUGCUGUUCUACAGACAGAAUGUCAUGCUCAUUUACAAAUGACAGACCUUGUCAAAUUUUGCCAGGAUAAGGACAUAUUUGUUACAGCCUUCGCACCACUGGGAUCUCCUGGUCUUUCUAUGCAUAAAUCUAAAUAUGGAGCAAACUUCAAAUAUUUUACAAGCCUAGGAAACAGUAACCAGCCGUGUGAUAUAUACCAUGAAAGUAUAGUGCUUGAUUUAGCAAAACAGCGUGAGAGAACACCAGCGCAGAUUCUUUUACGGCAUCUCAUCCAACGUGGUAUAGGAGUUCUCCCAAAAAGUUCUAACCCGGAAAGAUUAAAGGAAAAUAUAAAUAUCUUCGAUUUUGAACUGACAAAAUGUGACAUGGAUUCAAUGAAGAAGUUGGAAAAAGGUCGACGAAUAUUUUCCUUUGGUUUUCUGAAAGAACAUCCACAGUAUCCGUUUACAGAAACAUAAAAUAACUGCGUGUUGCUAAGAGGGAAAAUAAGUCAAAAAGAUAGACUUUUAACAAAAAGUUAGAUUAAGGUUACAUGUUUAUUCUCUUAUAGUUUUUGUUGUAUAAAUAUACUUAAAUAUACUUAUAGACUGAACUACAUGGAAAUGAUUUUUGUUCAAACCGAUAACUUAUAAAUGAAUUUCUAUAUCUUAUAUUGUAUUUUUUUUUAUCAAUUUAAAUGUGUAAUAUAAUAUCAAAAUAGGUAAUUUUGAGUCAAUUGAAUCAAAAGCAAAGAACUUAUCAACAUCGAGGGUCUUCGUAUGCUGCCUCGUGAAAACUAUUUUUUAUAAUGAACUCCUCUUCCAAUUCUUCAUUGUUCAUAAACAUUAUGUGUAAUCUGUCAUUUGUCAAUUUCUUCCAUGUUAGAUUAACCUGACUAAAAAGGCAAAUAAGGGAUAUUGCCGUUUUUGAUAAUUUGUUAUCGCUUUCCGUUGUAAGUUGUUCGUCGUCGUAGUCGUUCGUUAUGCAUUUGCUUUUAUAAAACUUGGUAAAGAGUUUUGACCUCUAGGUAUAUAUAUAACAAGUUUAAGUUGCGCAUGCCAAACUACUUAAACUCACAAAGCUUAAUUCUCUGUUCGUGCGAUGUUUAUUGUCAUAAAAAACGAAAUUAGAAACUAUAGAUGAUUAUGUGAUCUUCAACCAUAAGCAAAACCCAUGCCUUGUUUGAUUUUUGGUUUCUGGUUUUUAUAGAGGAGUCGAUAG
Messenger RNA from Mytilus trossulus (common blue mussel), 2345 nucleotides. RefSeq names its product 1,5-anhydro-D-fructose reductase-like. NCBI's taxonomy places the organism in Eukaryota, Metazoa, Mollusca, Bivalvia, Mytilida, Mytilidae. The transcript is spliced from 15 exons. The record is from RefSeq and is a predicted model, not a curated record. Gene Ontology annotation, molecular function: oxidoreductase activity. Bases 116 to 1603 code for a protein of 495 amino acids.